AUGAGUGUCGUCGCAGCCUUGAAAAGGAACAAAGUCGGAGCAGUGGUGGUGUCUGUCUUUGACUGGUAUCCGUCGGAGUAUCCCAAAGAAGAGAGAAGGCUUCUUCGCAAGCUUGAUCUCGCCAUUCUUGUGUUUGGGUCGCUAAGUUUCUUUUGCCGCUUUCUCGGACAACAAAAUAUCACUAACGCAUAUGUCUCCGGCAUGAGAGAAGACCUUAAUGCCUUUGGAAAUGAGCUGAACUACUAUGUUGUCGCUUAUAAUACGGCGUACGUCUUGGGACAGAUCCCACUUAUGACUCUGCAAACAAAAGGCAAAAUUGCACCAUUCCUGCUUCCUUCUCUGCAGAUUCUUUGGGCCGUUAUCGCUUUCUGUCAGUCAGAGAUCAAACAUAGCUGGCAAUUAUAUAUCCUGAGGGCUCUGACUGGGUUCCUAGAGGCCAGCUCAUUUGGAGGCACCCAUCUCAUCCUUGGCUCGUGGUUCAAGAAUGAAGAACUCUUCAAGAGAGCAGGGGUCUGGUUCAUGGGCAAUUCCCUCGGCUCAAUGUUCUCUGGCUAUCUCCAAGCUGCUGCAUACCGAAAUCUGAGUGGCGUUUUCGGACGAGCUGGCUGGCGAUGGCUGUUCAUUGUACAGGGCAUCAUAACGUUACCCCUCGCUUUUCUAGGGUUCAUCGUUUGGCCUGGGUUGCCUACAUCGCCCCGAAGGUGGUAUAUGACUGAGGAAGAGCAUGCCCUCGCUCUGAAGCGUAUUCCGACCGUCGAGCAGGAGGGGAUUACAUGGAAGACAUUUAAGUAUACUCUGAGUCGUCCCAUGUGGUGGAUUUGCGUUUCGUGCUACAUCUUCUUGUGUCAGGCACAUUACUGGACAGGUUACAUGGCCCUCUGGCUCCGUCACGCUGGCUACUCAAUCGAACUUGUCAAUAUCCUCCCAACAUUUAUCGACCUACUCCGCGCCAUCUCCUCGUGGCUUGGCACAACACUAGCUGGCUGCCUUAGUCUUCGGGGGCUGUGGACGUUCCAAGCAUCAUUCGUGUUCUUCGCCUGUAUCGUGCUGUCCAUAUGGACUGUCCCUGAUGGCCUCAAGUUCGCUGCGUUUUACUUUGGCGGCUUCUCUGGCAUGGCAUCGCCAAUCCUUUACUCGUGGGUCAACUCAACCCUGAAAGAAAACUACGGCGAACGUGGACUCAUCAUUUCGUCUAUGAUGACACUUGGCUUUUGCAACCAGAUUUGGAUCCCACUUUUCACUUUUCCGACUGUCGAGGCACCAGAAUUCCCACAUGGAUAUCCAGCGGCAACGGUGUUUUUGUUUACCAUGUGGGCGAUUCUAAUGGGAGGAGUCUGGUACAUGAAACGGUGGAAGAUUAAGCAUCCUGAUCUUGAGAUGCGUCUGACUGAGCCCGAGAGCCUUGGCCCAACGAGUGAGUCCGAGUUUGGGAAUACGGGCAUCAAGCAAGCAAAGAUAUCAGAAAUCUCUAGUUGUUAG
Messenger RNA from Fusarium subglutinans, 1479 nucleotides. Its product is annotated as pantothenate transporter liz1. The record is from RefSeq and is a predicted model, not a curated record. The coding region runs from base 1 to 1479 and encodes 492 amino acids. NCBI's taxonomy places the organism in Eukaryota, Fungi, Ascomycota, Sordariomycetes, Hypocreales, Nectriaceae. Gene Ontology annotation, biological process: transmembrane transport. Gene Ontology annotation, molecular function: transmembrane transporter activity. The transcript is spliced from 8 exons. Gene Ontology annotation, cellular component: membrane.